CGGCGGCCAGGGGUCCCCGCGGGCGGGCCGUGGCCGGGGGCUGGCGGCCGGGACGGGCCGUUGUGCGGCCGCUGUGGAGCGGCGGCGCCGCCGCCAUGCCCGGCAGGAACAAGGCGACGUGUGGCUACGGCAGCCCGGAGCUUGCGGUGGGGCAGCAGGCCGCGGAGGGCGGGCGCGACGCCGGGGGCCGUUCGCCUCAUGGGGACGAGGAAGAAGAGCACGGGGGARCCGGUCCCGAGCACAACCUCGGUGACCCCGACAUCGUUAAAUCCCCCAGCGACCCCAAGCAGUACCGGUAUAUCAAACUGCAGAAUGGCUUAUGUGCACUUUUGAUUUCGGAUUUGAAUUACUUGGAUGGUGCCCCGGCAUCUUCAGAGGAGGAGGAGGAAAAUGAUGAUGAAUCUGAAGAGGGCAGUGAUGAAUAUGAUGACUCUGGAGCUGAGAUCGAAGAUGGUAGAGAAGAUGAUGAGGACUGUGAUGAUGAAGAUGACAGUGAUGACAGUGAUGAUGAUAAUGAGGAUUUCGAUGAUUCUGAUGACAGUGAAUUAGAAGAGCUGGCUGAAAAGGAAGAGACCAGAAAGAGAGGUUGUUCAGAAAAACAGUCUGCAGCAGCCCUCUGUGUUGCWGUUGGCAGCUUCUCUGAUCCUGAAGAUCUGCCUGGAUUAGCACACUUCCUGGAACAUAUGGUGUUUAUGGGCAGUUUGAAGUACCCAGAUGAGAACGGGUUUGAUGCAUUCCUGAAGAAGCACGGGGGUGGUGACAAUGCCUCCACGGACUGUGAGAGGACAGUGUUCCAGUUUGAUGUGCAGAGGAAGUACUUCAAAGAAGCCCUGGACAGGUGGGCACAGUUCUUUAUUCACCCAUUAAUGAUCAGGGAUGCAAUAGAUCGAGAAGUGGAGGCUGUGGACAGUGAGUAUCAGCUAGCAAGGCCCUCUGAUGCAAACAGAAAGGAGAUGUUAUUUGGGAGUCUUGCCAGGCCUGGACAUCCUAUGAAGAAAUUUUUUUGGGGUAAUGCAGAUACACUCAAACACGAGCCCAAACUGAACAACAUUGACACCUACACCAGGCUGAGGGAAUUCUGGCAGCGCCAUUACUCUGCCCACUACAUGACUUUAGUGGUCCAGUCUAAAGAAACACUGGAUACAUUGGAAAAGUGGGUGACAGAAAUCUUCUCUGAGAUCCCAAAUAAUGGUUUACCCAAACCCAGCUUUGGCCAUCUGACUCAGCCUUUYGACACACCAGAAUUUCACAAGCUUUACAGAGUUGUUCCAAUCAGGAAAGUUCAUUCAUUGACCAUAACUUGGGCACUCCCCCCACAAGAACAGUUCUACAGGGUGAAGCCUCUUCAUUAUAUUUCCUGGCUGGUGGGACAUGAAGGCAAAGGCAGUGUUCUUUCUUUCCUUAGGAAAAAGUUUUGGGCCCUUGCAUUGUAUGGAGGAAAUGGAGAGACAGGRUUUGAACAGAACUCCACUUACUCCAUCUUCAGCAUUUCUGUGACUUUGACUGAUGAAGGUUACAAGCACUUCUAYGAGGUGGCCCACGUUGUGUUUCAGUAUGUGAAGAUGCUGCAGAAAAGGGGGCCRGAUCAAAGAAUAUGGGAAGAAAUACAAAAGAUUGAGGCCAACGAAUUUCACUAUCAGGAGCAGACAGAUCCAGUUGACUAUGUGGAAAACCUUUGUGAGAACAUGCAGUUGUUUCAGAAGGAGGAUUUUCUGACAGGAGAUCAGCUCUUGUUUGAAUACAAGCCCGAGAUCAUUGCUGAUGCCUUGAGCCAGCUCAGCCCUCAGAGAGCCAACCUGGUUUUGCUGUCUGCUGCCAACGAGGGCCAGUGUCACCUCAAAGAGAAGUGGUUUGGGACUCAGUACAGCGUGGAAGAUAUUGACAAGUACUGGAGUAAUUUAUGGGCCAGUGACUUUGAGUUAAAUCCRGAUUUACACCUUCCAGAAGAAAACAAAUACAUAGCCACUGACUUUGCUCUGAAAGUUGCUGACUCUCCUGAGACAGAAUAUCCGGUCAAAACACUCAGCACACAGCAAGGCUGUCUCUGGUACAGGAAGGAUGAUAAAUUCAAAAUCCCAAAAGGUUAUGUUCGAUUCCAUCUGAUCUCUCCAUUGAUUCAGCAGUCUGCAGAAAACAUAGUUUUGUUUGAUACRUUUGUAAACAUCCUUUCCCACAACCUUGGGGAACCAGCUUAUGAAGCAGACGUGGCUCAGCUGGAAUACAAGCUGGUGGCUGGAGAGUAUGGCUUAAUCAUCCGAGUGAAAGGAUUCAAUCACAAACUACCUCUUCUAUUUCAGCUCAUCAUCGAUUACUUGUCUGACUUCAGUUUUACUCCAGCAGUCUUUGAAAUGAUAACAGAGCAGCUGAAGAAAACCUACUACAACAUCCUCAUUAAACCCGAGACGCUGGCCAAGGACGUGCGGCUCCUGAUCCUGGAGCACGGCCGCUGGUCCAUGAUCGACAAGUACCAGACACUSAUGAGGGGCCUCUCCAUCGACGCCCUCUCGGCCUUCGUCAAAGCCUUCAAGUCUCAGCUCUUCGUGGAGGGUCUGGUGCAAGGGAACUUCACCAGCAAAGAAGCAAAGGAUUUCCUGAAUUAUGUUGUUCAAAAGCUCCAGUUCGAUCCCCUGGCCCAUCCCUGCCCUGUGCAGUUCCGGGUGGUGGAUUUGCCAAACACCCACCUGCUCUGUAAGGUGAAAACUCUCAACAAGGGCGAUGCCAACUCCGAGGUCACAGUCUAUUACCAGUCAGGUGCCAGGAACUUGAGGGAAUACACCCUUAUGGAGCUGCUGGUGAUGCACAUGGAGGAGCCUUGCUUUGAUUUCCUGAGGACCAAGCAGACCCUCGGCUACCACGUGUACCCCACCUGCAGGAACACUUCUGGGAUUCUUGGUUUCUCAGUCACAGUGGCAACCCAGGCAACGAAAUACAAUACUGAAUUGGUUGACAGGAAAAUAGAGGAGUUUCUUUCUUGCUUUGAAGAAAAACUCAAGGAUUUAACUGAAGAGGCUUUUAGCACCCAGGUAACAGCUUUGAUAAAACUGAAAGAAUGCGAAGACUCCCACCUUGGAGAAGAAGUGGACAGGAACUGGAAUGAAGUGGUGACCCAGCAGUACCUGUUUGACAGGCUGGCCCGGGAGAUUGAAGCUCUCAAGUCUAUCACACAAGCAGACCUGGUCAACUGGUUCCAACUUCACAGAAGAAACCACAGGAAGGUGCUCAGUGUACAUGUGAUUGGAUAUGGAAAACACGAAGGAGACUCRGASGUUACAGCUGUCUCAGGACAGAAUUCUUCAUCUGGUGAAAUACCUCAUCUUGUUUUACUGCCCCCCUCCUCUCUGAUGAGCAACAUCACUUCCAUCAAGGACAUCAAAGCCUACACGUCAAGUCUGAAUGUUCUCCCAUACCAUAAAAUAUUAAAAUAAAACUGCUAUCUUGCCCCGCCCUGCUGUGUAAUCCAGGUGCUUUCUGCAACAUCAACACCACAAACCUAUUUCUGUUACCCCAGGGCUGUAGUGGUAGCUGAGAUGAAGAUGCCCAUUCAGACACUGAGCUUUCCUCAAGGUUCCAGCCAAGCUCUCAGCACUCCCCCACCUUCAUUAAGAAGAGGCACAGCCCUGAGUCCCCCACUGCUGCCACGUUCUCCUCUCAGCUGGCUGGAGCUGUGGGCUCUGCCUUUGUGUUCAGACUGCCUCSUGCACCCUCCCUGCAGUGCUGCAGCAGUGACAGCUCCUCAGGAAAGGAUCUGCAGCGCUCCCGGAGCAGUGACAGUGGGGGACAGGGAGAGAAAAGGCUUCCAUCUCACACUGCUUUUUUAGUUUUUCUGURUGUGGAACAUAGACAAAAUUGAGAUGAAAUCAAAUAAAACCUAGACGUAACUGGGGAGAAAAGGAGUGAUUGCUACAUCCAGCUACUUACUCAACYAUUACUGACUGAUGCAGCAAUACAGACGUUCCUGAAGUGCUGGCAAGGCUGGAUGUAGAGUCCAGAAAAAUUCUCCUGUGGAUGCUGCAAAUGCUCAUUUUGCUCGUUCAUUAACUACUUCAUGAAGUAGGUUUAGCUGCAAGGAUUAUUCCAGUGGAAAAAAAAAAUAAUGCUCAUACAUUUUACAUAAAUCAAUUUAUCAUGACUCAACUGAAAAACAGUCUUGCUGCAAAGGUUUAUUAUGAAAUAAAUAAAAAGUCCAUAAGAGAAGUUUGAAAAAUCUAUUUUAUGAAGCUUUAAGAUGCAUCGGGUAGAAUUAUCUAUGGUUACAUUUCAAUCUCAAAAUAACAAAGUUAUUUUGGGCAAGACACUGAAAUGCCAAAAGAUUUGAUUAUCAUACAGGUGGAAGAUAACAUUUAUGUAGCGUUUUCUAACAAAUUGUCCCAUCGGAGGAAUCCUCAUAUUUACACAUUGCAAACAUCAGCGAGAUUUAAAUGACAUCUUGCAUUUCAUUUCUUGCUUUUUAAAUAUGUAGGACCCAGGAAUAUUAYGCAGCUGCUACCACCGCCGUGGCCUUCACAGUGGUUACACAGUGUCUGUGCUCCAGAGGCAGCAGGAGCAGGGCUGAGCCUGGACACCGCCAGCAGAGCGAGUCCCUGCUCGGAGCUGCUGCAUCGCCUCUCGUGAAUUGCUUUUGUCUGUCUCAGUAAGUCCGGUAUCCCUGAGAUAGGAACCACUGCAGCUGUUGGGGUGGGGCUCUCCCCUGUACGUACAUGAUCGCUGGGGACUGUCUGGGCUCAGCUCUAAACUCCGCUCAGCCAAGGCUCCAAUGGUUCUGGCUUUAGGAYGCUCUCAGUGCUUGCUGGCAGCGAGGCGCUUCAGCAGCGGCUCAUCGUAAACCCAGCACUCUCCRUCCUCGUGGAAUAACUGCAAAGGAAUCAUCACCUGUAAGCUUGGGACAGAAGAAAUGCCACAGGUGGAAGGGCAUUGACCCUGCUGGAAUGAAGCUCACCCUUGUUUCCCACGAGGUCUCGUUCUCCUUCCUGGCCCUGGCCUCGGCUCUCUGCCGCUCCUCAAGCGCGUGCUUGGCAGCCGUGGCUGCGUCGAUGUCUCUGAUCUUUAGGUUGUAGGUUACAUCUUUCCACAAGCUUGAAAGAGAAAGRGCAAUGGAGACUGGUUGAUGGGAGCAGAGUGCUGCAAGUUGUGGACAUAUCAGUGACUACAGGUAGAUCUCAUGUUAGAGAAAGAGCAGAAAAGCCCCCAAGAUCUGUUGAACCACAAUUGUGCUGUGUUAUGGCAGGAGGAGGAGGCUGUGGUGGAGCUCUCCAAACCUCCCUGAACAUUUGAUCCCAAUUAUUUGUGACUCAAAACUCCAGGCCUCCUCUUCCCCCUUAAAUCCCCAGCCUGCCUGGGCUCAGGGAGAGCAGAGCAUGCAGUGCCUGGAUCAGUACACCCUUGGUCUCUGCACUGCAAACUGGAGUCUAACUGAAAUAAAAUCUUAAUGUUCCCAGUUAACUAAAGUUCUUACCAGCGAGACUCAAAGUCGUCUUGGUCCUCCAAUUUCCUUACCUUCUUCUUUAUUGUAGGCAUUUUCUUGGUAUCUAUAAAGACAGCAUUCUCCUGGGAGAUGAAAAAAAAAAAAAACAAACCUAUUCAGUUCUUUAGCUAGAGUUUAAAGAUACACCCUCACACUUUAGUAUGUGGUUGGCAGGAAAUACACGAAAAAUGGUAAUUCUUUAGAUUUUGUUCUUGUAUAAAAAUCAAGCUUUCUUAAGAAUAAAUGAACAAAAUAAUUCAUAACUUUUAUCCCCAGUUCAUUUGGGGAUUGCCCAGUAUUCUUCUGGAGGUUUCAACCAUUAAUGUUUAAAAUGAAAAUCCAAACACACAAAACCACCCCAAACCCUCUUGUUAAGUACAACCUUCUAUUUCUGAUGAAAAGAGAAAAAAGAAAGCAAGUUGUGUUACCCCUGUGGAGUACUUUGCAUACAUGACCCCAUUCCAUUCUCCUUCAAUGGAGCAGAAGGGUUUCUUGUCAUUUGGAGAA
Malurus melanocephalus (red-backed fairy wren) is the source of this 5968-nucleotide messenger RNA. RefSeq names its product nardilysin convertase (gene NRDC). Bases 96 to 3425 code for a protein of 1109 amino acids. Lineage: Eukaryota; Metazoa; Chordata; Aves; Passeriformes; Maluridae. Gene Ontology annotation, molecular function: metalloendopeptidase activity; metal ion binding. The transcript has 31 exons. The record is from RefSeq and is a predicted model, not a curated record. Gene Ontology annotation, biological process: proteolysis.